Heterostelium album PN500 is the source of this 696-nucleotide messenger RNA. RefSeq lists its product as uncharacterized. The record is from RefSeq and is a predicted model, not a curated record. NCBI's taxonomy places the organism in Eukaryota, Evosea, Eumycetozoa, Acytosteliales, Acytosteliaceae. The transcript has 2 exons. The coding region runs from base 1 to 696 and encodes 231 amino acids.
AUGAAAGAGUUUAUAGUUAUCAAUAGAAUUGAAACAUUCAUUGGUGAAUGGUUAGACUCUGAACAGGUAGACUAUGGUGAGAAGAUUAGAUUCUCUGUGCAGAUUCAAGAGUCAUUGUUGACUGCUUCACUCAAGAACAACAACAACAACAACAACAACAGCAACUAUGCCAAUGGUGGUGGUAUUGUCAAUAGUCCACUCAAGAAUGUUCAGAACUCACUCAAUGGUAGCGGUGGCGGUGGUGUAUCUCUACGAAGUAGCAACAGUAGCAACAACCAGAAUGGUAGUAAUACCAACACCGAUCCAGUAGUAGAGUCGAGAAUAAACAAACUUAACAAGUUCUUUGGUGAAAUGAUACAUCCUUCUCAACUAGGUUCAUCUACUGAUAGUUCACCUUCAGUUGUCUCUACUUCACCCAACCCACCAACAUCCACAACAUCAACAACUUUAGCAACUCCACCUCCAGCAGCAACAACAACAACAACAACAACAAAUAAUAAGUACAAUAACAAUAACAAUAAUACACAUGAUACUUCUACUACUGCUAAAACAAAAACAAUCACCUGUACCAAUAUCAUCAGUCGUCGUAUCAACAUCACCCAAUUUAGCUUCAUCAACCUCGCCCAACCUCUAAUUCACCAUCACCCACCAAUCACAAGGCUGCCAUUGACAAAGCAUGGAGAAAGGGUACAAUGA